Aphidius gifuensis is the source of this 2013-nucleotide messenger RNA. RefSeq lists its product as uncharacterized. The transcript has 7 exons. The record is from RefSeq and is a predicted model, not a curated record. Lineage: Eukaryota; Metazoa; Arthropoda; Insecta; Hymenoptera; Braconidae. Bases 1 to 2013 code for a protein of 670 amino acids.
AUGGUGUCAAAUAUAUUGUCAAUUGCACUGAGUGCAACAUUAAUUGCAACAAUUUCACUUGAAGUAAUAAGUCAAAUAACGAAUUUAAUAACUAUUGGUACAAUUGUUCAAGAUUUUAUGAAUGAAGAUGAUAGAUUAGAUAAAAAAAUACAAGAUAUUUAUGAUAUGUCCAAAUUGAUAACAGAAGAAAUUGAUCAAAUUACAUGGGAAGACGAUCGUAUUCUUGAAUAUUUAUUGACGGAAAACAGGCGUUCAACAUUAGUGAAUAAAUAUGAAGAAAUAAAUAAAUAUACAAGUAAAAUUAAAUUUUUACAUGGACAAACUGUCAAAUGGUCAAAAGCAUUAAAAGAUAAAAAAAAACUUGAUCUUAAAGAUAAAACAACAGAUAUGAUAUCUCUUGAUGAAGGCUAUCCAUUGACAACCCUUUUUUAUUUGUACGAUAUAUUCUUUCCAUCUACAAAUGAAUAUACUUUUUUAGAUAACUGGCAUGCAUUAUUGGAGAACAAUAAUUCUACACUUUGUGAUAUUGAAAUAACACCACACCAUGAAUUAUUUUCGCUUUAUCAUAAGCUUGUAUAUGCAGAAAUUCAAGGCUAUGCUGCAAUGGCAUUUGCAUAUAUAUGGAAAUCGAGUUUCACUAAUUUUAAUUACACUGAUGAAGUAAUUUUUGAAAAAAAGGAAAGAGAACGAACCAUUAUUAAAUAUACUGAAUUAUUUGAACAUAAAAUGAAAAACUCGAGGAAUUAUAUUCGUCGGUGUAAUGCUAAAAACGAUGAAGCUGAAAGAAUAAUUGGUAAUAAAACUUAUGCUGCUUUUGAGAAUCAUUUGUAUUAUUUCGUGGAAUACCAAAAUUUACUAGACCCAAAAUGUCAAAGUGAAUGUGAUCUUAUUCCACGUAAUACACGCUUAUGCAAAUUGCAUGGUAAGAAUUGCAAUAGUAGUGAUCAUACUUAUGAUAAAAUCUGUCCUGGUUGGAUCAACAAUUGUCGAAGAUACGGAAAGAAUGCUCAAGUUUGUCGAAGAAAUGAAGAUGAUAAUUCGAGUAAUAGAAAUUAUUAUUGGAUGAAAAAUAUCAGUGAGACAAUCAUAAGUUUUGGGAACACAAGUCGUCCAUGUAAUUUUGAUACGUAUGAUUGGUUUCUAAAGGAAAUCACGGUUGUCGAUACGACAGAGUGUUAUCCUUGUCUUUGUCAAUGCACAGAUGACCGUAUUCAUACUAAUAGUCAAACAAUUCGAGCAUUCAGUUUUCUAUGGUCUGCAACAAGUGUUGAUAUGGUAGCAACUGGUGCAAGACUUGUUGCAAAAGAUAGAAUGAUUCAUAUUCAACUCCGAGAAGCUAAACUUUUGCCUUUUGGAAAGAUCGAUAAAAAAAGUGAAAAAUGGGCACCUUUACCAAUAUUUGAAUAUAAAAAUUUCUUCCCCUAUCUGGCUAUUUACCCAAAUGGAACGAGAUAUAAGUUGAAACGAGGUAGAGAUUUUGGCAUAGUCGAAGAAGAUAAAAUCUGUUUAAAUAAAGUGACAUACAUUGAACAAAAUCUAUUAAUGCUGGACGAUAAACAUGUGUUGGCUGCUGUAAGAUUUAACCGGAAAUCGGGAAAAGGUUGUUUUGACCUUGAUGCAAAGUAUAGCAAAUUUAGUUACCAAUAUGGCUUUGUUACUAUUGAAAAAUAUUCUGGAAAGGAAUCGCAAGAACCAAUGUCCGAAAUAAUUUUAAACCAUCCUGAUGACCCUCUGAAAUUUCAAUCAAAUACUUAUGACUCGAAAGAAAAUUCUUUUAUCCGAAUAAGAUCAUCAGAUUUAUUAAAAGAUGCGGGACAAACAACAAUUCCAUAUUUUGAUCUUUUAGAAGUUGCUCCUAAAUACAGUGCACCACUUGCUGGAAUUGAAUUAUUUCACAAAGGACAACUUGAUGGAUCAUCAGGUGGUUAUAUCGCCUUAAAAAUUUAUCCGAUUGAUUUAUCUGAGUAUAUGAACUCAUUAUCAUUUAUUGACGAUUUGAAUGAUGAUUUUUAA